Messenger RNA from Momordica charantia (bitter melon), 825 nucleotides. RefSeq lists its product as uncharacterized. The record is from RefSeq and is a predicted model, not a curated record. Lineage: Eukaryota; Viridiplantae; Streptophyta; Magnoliopsida; Cucurbitales; Cucurbitaceae.
AUGAUCUUCUUCCUCACCAUCUUGAAUCUUGCUCACAUCCUAAAGGAAGUAUGCCCAACUACUCCAUUAGAAGCAAUCACUCCUGAAACUGAAGCUACCAAGCAAGCGUGGUUGCAUUCGGACUUUCUAUGUCGCAACUACAUUCUAAGUUGCUUGGAUGACAUCUUGUAUAACGUCUAUUGCAAUGCCUUUGAUACUUCAAGGCAAUUGUGGGAGGCAUUAGACAAGAAGUAUAAGCUGGAAGAUGCUGGAUUGGUCAUUAAUGAACCAUUCCAAGUUGCUGCUGUGAUUGAAAAAUUGCCUUCUGCUUGGAGAGAAUUCAAAUUUUAUCUGAAACACAAGCGAAAGAAGUUGUCCAUGAAAAAUCUUACUGUGAAACUCCGUAUUGAAGAGGACAACAGAAAGGGAGACAAAGAGCCACAAAAAGUUGAAGCUAAAGCACAUAUUGAUGAAGCUUCAAGGCAUCAUCCAAAGAAGCAACAUUCCAAGACAAAAAACGUGAAUCUUGGACUAAGGAAUGACGCUAACAAGCGCAUUCGUGGAAUCUACUGCGUUUGUGGUAAAAGUGGUCAUAUCGCUGCAAACUUUAGACAUAAGAAGGGACAAAGCUCCAACAACCAGGCCAACAUUGUGGAACAUGACAACCUAAUAACUGUCAUCUCUGAGGUAAAUAUGACCUUUGACACCAAAGGCUGGUGGAUUGAUACUGGUGCUACUAGGCACGUUUGUGGGGAUAAAUCAUUGUUCACCACUUAUGAGAUGCUAGAUGGUAGUGAUAAACAGUACAUGGGAAAUGCUUCAACAGCCUCAGUGGAAGAUAGCUGA